AUGGACAUUCAAUUAUCUACGCUGCAGUCCACUCUGGCUGCCAUUUCCUCCUUGCACGCCUCUCACGCCUCCUCCCAGAAACGUCCCACGCCCUUCACCUCGGCGGUGCUCAAUCUGGAAAGGCAUGAUGUGCUGAGGUACAUUCGCGACGCCGAUCCGCUCGAUGCUGCGCUUUUUGUUUAUCCGCCCGUGCCCGAGCUGGUGAGCAGCGGAGGAGAAGGCGCUUUGACUGGCGCCGAAAGGGCGGGCACAUCGCGCUCAGGCACUCUGAUUGACGCAGAAAAGGCGGGCAGGUCACGCUCGUCUGCAUCGAACAGCGCGGUCGCGUCGACAUCGACGUCGACGUCGACUGUGAUGACGGAUGACCCCACUCAGCUGCUGGUACCGCGCCUGCCAGAGCCCAAGCAGUUUCUUCCACCCACGCCUCUUCGCGCAACGGCCUCUGAGCGCAGCAACUACAGCGCCAAAUCGCUGCUCCACGCUGCAAGGAAGCUGGUGGAGCUGCAUCAUCAUCACGCUCCUCGCGCGCGAAAACACAUUCAAGCGCUGGAGAAGCACAGAAAGUCGCUGGUGUCGAAUGCAGAGAAGCUCAAGAGCGAGAUGGAGCGUGCGCAAGUCGAGGUGGAUAGGUUGACCAAGCUUGGCAAGCAGGGAGGCGCGCAAGCUGCGGUUCUAGCACCAGCUGCGGUCGCACCACCAGCAGCACCAGCAAACGACGCUGUCGGCGCAUCGACGUCUGAGCAGAAUGAAAAGGAAGCGCGCGAAAGGCUGGUGAAGUUGGAGGAGGAGCACGACAAGGAGGAGAUGGAAGUCAUGGCCCUGCAAGAGAUGCACAAGGAUCUGCAAGAUAGGGUGAGUGAGGCUCGCGCUGCGGAUGCAGGAACGCAAGCUUUCAGCUUUUUCGCUGACCGCGUGGCACCGCGCUCGGCUUUGCUGUGUGCGUCAGCGCGCUGCACUGCUUCGCACACGUCAAGCGCAGGCUCGUGCGAAAGCGGCAGAGACGGCGACGGCGACAGCGACAGCAGAACGAGGAGAAAGGACAGCAUCCAGGAGCGAAAGCAGCGUCAUGGAAACGUCGGACGAGGUGGACAUGACGGUGCGCGCGCAGGAUGAGCAAGACUCGACAAUGUCAGCAUCGGGAGCGGAUCUGGACGACGCAAGCAUCUCUGGAGCAGAGCCGGAAUCUUCGGAUGAGUUGGAGCGCGUGACGGAGAACAUUUGGACGGCGAUGGGCGAUGUGCUGAGGUGUCUAAAGCCGGAAUCCGAGUCCGCGCCAUUUGCAGUCACUUUGAAGCUGCUGCAGUCGCUGGUCGGAGGCGCGCGGGCGGUAGUCUCGAGCCAUCAGCCCGGCGGCGGCGGCGGCGGUGGUGGCGACACUAGCGUCAAUAGCGUAGCGACGGGAACGACGGGCACAUCGGUUUCGGCAACAGGGAGCACCGCGUCUGCGCCUGCCACGCUGUCCGUCACUGCACCCACGCCCACGACGAUGCACGCCUGCUACAUUCUGAGCAGCAUGCUCAGCUCGCCUGCUCCACACGCUCUGGACAUGUCGGCGCUCAAGAGCAAUGCCAACGAUUGGUGGGCUGCUAGCGGCAGGGAAAACUUUGUAAAGGGUGGUGGUGCUGGUAAUGCGGAGGGCAUGGAUGAGAGCGGAGAGAGCUUGACCACAAAGGCCAUCUACCAGCUCGUCGCUCAGCGCAUCGUCAGACCCAAACACGUCGGCGGUGGAAGGAUUUUGAGCUUCGCUUGA
Molecule: messenger RNA, 1750 nt
Organism: Ceraceosorus bombacis
Lineage: Eukaryota; Fungi; Basidiomycota; Exobasidiomycetes; Ceraceosorales; Ceraceosoraceae
Source: the annotation of a GenBank genome assembly